Phragmites australis (common reed) is the source of this 947-nucleotide messenger RNA. Its product is annotated as protein TRIGALACTOSYLDIACYLGLYCEROL 5, chloroplastic-like. The record is from RefSeq and is a predicted model, not a curated record. NCBI's taxonomy places the organism in Eukaryota, Viridiplantae, Streptophyta, Magnoliopsida, Poales, Poaceae. The coding region runs from base 182 to 586 and encodes 134 amino acids. The transcript is spliced from 3 exons.
AUUUUUCAACCCUGCUUCUCGUCUCGUCUCGUCUUCCUCCGGUGGCCGUGACGCGCUUGCUGGGUGGGAGUCUGGAACGGUCCAGAGCUUAUCGUCCUCUUCCUUUUGAUUGAAGGGUGGGGGCGCUGCGCAGGGCGCGCGCACGGAGCGAGCGAGCGUGCGAAGCGGCGGGCGACGAGAGAUGCCGGGUGGCAGGAGGAGAGGCCCGCUGUGGCGCCUCCCAGCAGCGAGGUCGGGUGCGCUCGGCAAGCUGGGCCCCGCCUUCGGCAUCGGCGCCGGGUGCGGCGUGGGCGUGGGCGUGGGGCUCAUCGGUGCUGCAGGAACUGGAGCUGGAUUCCCUGGUUUACAGUUGGGAUUUGGAGCUGGUGCUGGAUGCGGAAUAGGAAUAGGUUUUGGUUACGGUUUUGGAAAAGGAAUUGCAUAUGAUGAAAAAGGGAGAUAUUCAAAUAUCAGGAGAUCAUUUCGGAACUCCAGAAUCCUUCCUGCCGAUGAAGAGUUUGAUAUCCUUUUUGACGAGUUGAUGGAGAGCACCAGGAAGCUGAUCAAAGCAACAUCAAAGGAGAUCGACAAGUGGAGGCGGAUGUAGAGCAAACAGCAUAGGAACUGCAUAUAUUCAGAACCAGAAGGUCUCAGAGGCACUGCACGUGCCUAUGUGGAACUGAAUGCUGAAUUGCUGUUACAGCGAAUAUUUUCGGAGAUUCAUGAGGUAUGCUACCCGACCGAUACUCUGGCCUGUUGGUGCUCAAAAAGGAUUAACUGUUCAGCCAUGUGCUGGGAUGCGACACCAUGUGAUUACGAGACGCCGUCUGGAAUUGAAAUAUAACGCACGACGUCGCCGUCGAUACUCUGUGCUCUUCUGGAGAGUGCUGUAUUUCAUAUUGAAAUAUCUCUCAGAACGUUGCGUCGAAUCUUGCGUAUUUAAUCAUGAGCCCAUAUGUUGACUGAAA